UGUUUGCAGUUUAUUUUUGGAACGAUUACGUGCUUCCCAGCCGACAAAUCUAACAAUAGCUUUGGAUUUUUCGCCCGCGUUCUCGCUCGCAUACUGGAGGAAGUAAUGGAAUGUUUAAAACGAAAUUUGAAUGUGUUAAUUCUGAAUGAGUAAGAUGGCAGACAAAUUCUUCCGGCUGGUCAGUUUUGUUGUAAACAUUUGUCCUGAACCUCUGAGGAAAAUGUUCUUGAAAUACGCAAAGGCUGACAAAGGCACGACAUUCACGACACUUGACGACUAUCUCACAUUUAGAGAAACGGAUAUUCGGAGAUGCAGGAAGUUAAGAAACGAUCAGGAAAAUCUUCUUUAUCCCAACGGCAGUAAAGCUGAUGAGUGGGACGUGUCCUUGCUAACAACUCUAAUUACUGAACUGUUUGGUUCAUGUAUAUCAAUGCCGGAAAGAGUUUUGAUAGAUGAAAUCCGUGAGAAAAGGAACAGUUUACAGCAUCUCCCUAAUACGUCAAGCAUAACUGAUCAAUAUUACAAUCAAUUUUGGACCGAGCUUGAGACUGCAACCUUGGAUUUGGCUAGGCAUACUGAUGGACCUGCUUAUGAAAAGGAUAUUCUUGCAAAAAAUCGAUGAAAUAAGAAGUGACGACGUGCAAAACAUCGGAGACGUAUUACGUAUCUGGUACGAUGAAUGUAUCAGAGAAAUGAAUGACAGAAUGGAACAAAUGCAAACGAAAAUGAGUGAGAUGAGCGCUAUUAUGCAAAAAGUAACCGUACAAACACCAGGACCAACAGGUGGCAAGAAUAAACGGAUUAAAACUCUCGACCAUAUACUUCAUAAACUUAAAGCGAACUUCGAAACAACAAUGAAAACAGAGUUAAGAAACAAUUUUGAUCCCCCAUCUGAAGUAGCCGACAUACGAACGCUUCUACGUGACAAACACCAUGUGGUUGUUGCUGGAAGUUUCAGCAGCCGGUACCUUGAAACUGCCUUAUUCGCCAUUACAACAAUGGAUUACACCGAAGGUCGAUGUGUCGAAAUAUCGACGUCGUCUGACUGGCGCCAUAUUGAUCCAGAAGAUGUUGACCUUGUUCUGCUCAAAGAUCCGUUUGGUAAAGAUUACUACGAGAGCUCAAAAGCAAAGGGUAUUGCAGACGUCUUUAACAAUAUGUUACAGACUUCGAAAGAAGAUACUAAUGCUGGUAGAAUAGAUAUAAUUCUGGUUACAGAAAUUGGUAUAUUGGCCGAGGUCAGGAAACAACAUGACCAUGACAUCCUUGACGUUUUCGUCAAUGUAUUUGAUGCGACCACGGAGAAACAGCCGGCUGAUCUUACAUUAGGUCCUGAUAUCAGCAUAGGAGCGAAGGCGCCUUUAAAUCAAGUUGCUAGUAAUUUGAAAGAAAUCACAAGCACCUUCAUUCAGCAUUAUUAUAGCGAUCUCAACAGAAUCCAGGUUGAUGAUGCUUAUAUCAAAAUCGCCAAGGAAAAAUUCAAAAGGAGCAAAAUUGUUGUCUUGGUUGGUCCAAAAGAAUAUGGAAAGGUUCUCGCUGUUGCCUUAGCAGCGUCCUACAAGCUCUCGCAGUGUCUUCUACUGACUAAGCCUGAUGAUACACUGCUAAUAGAUUCAGACGUAUGUCUAGCUAUCGUCGACCAGUUCGCUGGUAAAUAUAGGUUUAGCGAGGAUCAAGUCCUUAAAUGGUAUGACAUGUUUGACCAUCUACAACUUGCUGUGGAAGCUGGCAAGCUUAAUGUUGUAAUAACCUGUGAAAAGGAAAAAUUGAAAGGGUGCAGAAAAAUCUUUCCACAUCCCCUGUUGGAGCAUACGGUUGACCUACCGGAAGAUGAUUAUAAUGCUGUUAAAAAUGAGGUUUCAUUGGAAGAAAAUGUAGAAAUGUCAGAUACAAUGGAUCAUUCCACAGAGCAGACUGAAAAUCAACAUCAAAAACGGCACAAGAAACUAAGACGGAAUAAGUAUGGCGAAACACCAAUUCACAUUGCUGCUAAGAAGCCUCAUCCUAAUGACUUGAAGAAAAUUAUUGCUUCUGGUGCCGAUGUCAAUGUUAGAGACAAUGCUAAUUGGUCUCCUCUGCAUGAAGCAUGUAAAAGGGGCUUUGUCGAGAAUGAAGCGUGCUUACUACAAGCUGGAGCCGAUAUUGAUGCAUUAGGAGACGGCAACGAUACUCCUCUGCAUAAAGCGUCUAUGAGUGGAAAUAUCGAGAUGUUAUUGGAUCGUGGUGCUAAUCCACAAAUUACAAACGACGAUGAUCAGACUCCAAUGGAUGAUGCUUCUCGAGCUAUAUAUACACUGAUAGAAGCUGUUGUUAACAGAAAAGUUAAUGUAGACACUACCAUUCCAUCAGAAAGUGAGAUGUCUAUGGCAGAUACAAUACAUGAUGGAAACUAAGAGGAGAGAACGGAAUAGCUUCAAAACGUAAUAAUUGCGCAUGCUUUGACGAAAAAGGACUUUUUAAUGUGCUGUCGCCAUAUUGUGUUCGGGUUAUUAUCUAAAAUGAUGUGUUUAUGCUAAAGUAGCUUGCAUUGUGUUCUAACGCGUCCUGUAAAAUCAGCCUGUUUGUAGCUUAGGUGGUCAACCUAUCUGUUGUUCGCCAUAAACAUGUUUCGACCUCUGCGGGCGAGCUUGCUAAGCGACGAUUCAGUAGUGACGUUGUAUUUAUAUAACUGCAAACAUUUGAUGUUUCUGCUCGCACGUAAGUCGUGAUGAUUACCACAAGUUACGCUACGAAAUACUUUCCUAGCGGGCUGUAAAUAGCAACAGCCUAUGUUAUAAACAGUCACUUCUGAAAUUGUUACUUUUUAUGAAUGUGUUCCUAUUAAUUUGAUUUAAUGAACUUCCUUAUUUUCCCUUUCAUGACACACAUGGUGUUAUUGUUUAUAGAAUUCCACUGAUCAGCCACACUUUAACAAAUAAUUUGUACAAAACAUACUAAACAUUUCAAUUAUUUUUUCACGCAGUAUGUAUUAUAAGGCUUUUAUAUGUCAAAACAUGCAUGGCAAGAAGUUAUGAGAGAGAAACAGAGUGAAGUUAACACCAGAUGGAAAGAAUUCUGAAAAAAAGCUAAUAGUUAAGCAGGUGGUACACAUCUGUGCUCGUAUUUUUGUUUUAAAAUAGUCAUUUGUUUUUCUUUUUACAUAUUUUUAUCAUGUGUCUCUGCAAUGUGUUAGAAUGAUAAUCAUAAUAAUAAUGAUAAUUUUUUUCGCACAUAAUUUCUACUUUGUUUUCUGUUUUAAAGUCUGAUUUUUUAUGGAAUUUAAACUGGUCGGAAACGGAACCACACUAUACUAAUAAUUUGAUAAAAUAAACUAUUUCCGAAAUAUCAUUAGAUUUAUCAUAAUGAGCCGCACCAUGACAAAACCAACAUAGU
Molecule: messenger RNA, 3372 nt
Organism: Mercenaria mercenaria
Lineage: Eukaryota; Metazoa; Mollusca; Bivalvia; Venerida; Veneridae
Exons: 9
Coding region: 579-2393 (604 amino acids)
Cellular component (GO): nucleoplasm
Molecular function (GO): protein binding
Source: RefSeq, a predicted model, not a curated record